Molecule: messenger RNA, 1746 nt
Organism: Pipistrellus nathusii (Nathusius's pipistrelle)
Lineage: Eukaryota; Metazoa; Chordata; Mammalia; Chiroptera; Vespertilionidae
Source: the annotation of a GenBank genome assembly
AUGCACAGAUCAGCCCCCAGUCAAACCACCAAGAGGAGCCGAUCGCCAUUUUCCACCAAUCGUCAUCGUUGGGAUGACAGUGAGAAUUCAGGAAGCAGCCUGAAUGUUGAUAAUGAGGACUACUCCAGGUACCCUCCCAGAGAGUACAGGGGUCUGGGUAGCAGAAGAGGAAUGGCUUAUGGACAUAAUGACUCUUUUGGGGCAGAUGAUAGCGAGGAGGAGGGGGCUGGGCCUGUGGAGCGAGUGCCAGUGAGAGGGAAAGCUGGCAAGUUUAAAGGCGAUAAGCUGUAUGACCCAGAGAAAGGGGCAAGGUCUUUGGUUGGUGUGCCCCCCCAGUUCUCUAGUUUUAACAGUGAUGUGAGAAAGGAGCUUGACCCAGCCCCUACAGUGAUACGCUCUACUGGCAGAGCUGAGUUCCUGCAGCAAAAGAGCAUGGCUCCUCAGACCUCUGCUGCUGACACGAAAUUGGUUACAAAAGGCGACAGCCUGGAUAGGGACAGACAGGAGCAGAAUGUACCUGUGCGUCCCAGCAGGGGUCCUGUGAUUGUUCGUGCUGGUGGGGAAAAUAUCCCUAAGCCUGCAGAGGAACCAGUGGUGAGGCCCAAAAUCAGAAAUCUGGACAGUCCAAACUGCGUGAAACCAAAAAUAUUUUUUGAUACUGAUGAUGAUGAUGAGAUGCCACACAGUACUUCCAGGUGGAGGGACACUGCCAUCACUGGUGAGGGCCACUUGGGCAGCCGGGCAAGGAGAGGCAGAGGUGAGAGUUCAAGUGGCUACUCUGAGCCGAAGUAUCCUGAGAACGAGAGGGAAGCCAGGAACGACCAAGUGAAGCCAGAAAAGGUGCCAAGACGGCGAUGUACCAUGGCUGACCAUGACUUCUGGAGAGUCAAUGAUGAGAAGAAAUAUUGCGAUGAAGACGCAAAGCAGCAGAAGCAUGAAGAGAAAAACCCAUCGUCCAAUGGCGAAAGCUGGGAGACUCAACCGGGGAAAGAAGAGCAUGAGCCUGAGCCAGCCAGAGUGAAUACUGGAGUGAUUGUCAACGCUGGUGCUAGCCCCAGUGCUAGUGCCAGCCCCAGUGCUAGUGCCAGCCCCAAUGCUAGUGCCAGUCCCAGUGCUAGUGCCAUCACUGGCAGCAAUGUCAGCAAUGAAAUCAAAGAAGUUCAAAGACCAGCUCCUCAGGAAGUGGAGCAGGCAUUGCCGGAAGAAGGAGAAGUUGAAAAUGAGAGUAGCAGUGAGGAGGAUAAUGAUUCUGGUCAGGAGUUUCUGCAUCCUGGGGUCUUCAUGCUGGAUGGCAACAACAACCUGGAAGAUGACUCCAGCGUGAGUGAAGACCUAGAAGUGGAUUGGAGCCUCUUUGAUGGAUUUGCAGAUGGGUUGGGAGUGGCCGAAGCCAUUUCCUACGUGGAUCCUCAGUUCCUCACAUAUAUGGCACUUGAAGAACGCCUGGCACAGGCAAUGGAAACGGCCCUCGCACACUUGGAGUCUCUUGCAGUGGACGUGGAGGUGGCCAAUCCACCAGCAAGCAAGGAGAGCAUCGACAAUCUUCCUGAGAUCAUCAUCAGUGAAGACCACAGUGCAAUAGGGCAAGAAAUGUGUUGCCCCAUAUGUUGCAGUGAAUAUGUGAAGGGGGAGAUGGCAACUGAGCUGCCAUGUCACCACUUUUUCCACAAGCCAUGUGUGUCCAUUUGGCUUCAGAAGUCCGGCACUUGCCCUGUGUGCCGCUGCAUGUUCCCUCCCCAGCUUUAA